This is a messenger RNA of Cryptomeria japonica (Japanese cedar), 767 nucleotides long. Its product is annotated as small ribosomal subunit protein eS27y. Gene Ontology annotation, molecular function: structural constituent of ribosome; RNA binding. Gene Ontology annotation, cellular component: cytosolic small ribosomal subunit; ribosome. Lineage: Eukaryota; Viridiplantae; Streptophyta; Pinopsida; Cupressales; Cupressaceae. The record is from RefSeq and is a predicted model, not a curated record. The transcript has 4 exons. The coding region runs from base 267 to 527 and encodes 86 amino acids. Gene Ontology annotation, biological process: ribosomal small subunit assembly; translation.
ACUCUAGAUUGUUUCUAUCUUGCCCUAACCCUAAUCGAGAAAGCGGAAAGACAAUAUAGUUCAGCUGCAUUACAUCAUCAACGGUAUAUGCAUCACCGCUAGAGAACUCAACGGAGCAGAUCCACUCUUCAUUUUGUGGGAAGAAGCAUACAUAAUCUGCUUCUUGUCGAAUUUGCUCACUACUUCAUUUGUCAAAACAACUUUCUUUUCUUUUCGCUUGCUUGCGAAUUGAACUCUGCACCUCUCGGACUUUAAUUUGCUCCAAAAUGGUUCUUUCGAAUGAUAUUGAUCUGCUUCACCCUCCAGCGGAGGUGGAAAAACGAAAGCAUAAGUUGAAGAGGCUUGUGCAGUCCCCAAAUUCGUUUUUCAUGGAUGUGAAGUGUCAAGGAUGCUUCAACAUCACCACAGUUUUCAGUCAUUCCCAGACCGUUGUUGUAUGUGGGAAUUGCCAAACUGUUUUAUGCCAGCCAACUGGAGGACGAGCUCGCCUAACUGAAGGCUGCUCUUUCAGAAAGAAGGGUGAUUGAUUACUCUUUUUUGGUUCACAAUGUUAUUACUUGUGAGUUGUUACUAUUGAUGUGGUCCGUGUAUUUGCAAGCAAUUGCUUGCCUUGGAGUUAAGCUGUGAAAUAUGCCAAGUGUCAUGCCCUCUUAAUUUCAGACUUUGGACAAUCUUUGUUAUACAAGCUAUAAUAGGAUGUGACUAUGAGACAAACAUAACUGUUUUUUCAUCAUAUUCAAUUGCUGAGAUUAUGUAAUUUUUAAUUA